AAAGUAUAAAAAUAAAUAAUAAAUAAUAAGAAAUAAAAAUAAAAAUUUUAGUGUUAAUCUCAUAUUGAAAUGGCCAAAACUACGAGCGCCGCAAUAAAAAUGGACCCAAUGCGUGUAACGCUGGCGGAUAUUCAAAGAGGCAUUACAGCAAGUAAGCAGCUGGAUGACUUCAAAGCCUUUCCGACAACACUGCACUGCGGUCGCUCCUUGGUGGGCUCGCCCAAACAACAGCCGCAACACAUUAAAGUAACACUUCGGAAGACCAAUGAAAUACUGCUCUACGAACAGCGCAGCCUGACCGCCUUGGCCGACACAGACGAAGGCAAGGCAGUCGCAGCAGACAAUGAGCGCUACGAGUAUUUAACUUCCGCGCAGGGCAGACGACGACGUACCAUCAGCGCAGAGGCGCAAACUGCCGGCGUGCUCUAUAAAAGUCGCGAUGUGAAUACCGAACACAUACGCACGGAUAAUAUCGCCUCGUAUGUGUCGAACUUUGAGAUGUUCGACACGUACAAGGAUCUGCAGACAACAACGAAAAGUGUUGCCAUUGAUGAGCAUAAGAAAAUGGAGAUCACCACUUACAAAGUGGAGGGCAAAGACACAUUUAUCGAUAUUAAUCGACAGCCGAGUUUCCGUUUGGCGCUCAUGUUGACCAUGCGCGUCUUGGCCGGCAAUGUUUACGAGCAACAACAACGACGCUUUCGUAAUAUGCGUCUGCCAGAUCCGUUGGCAGCGGAGGUGCGCUACCGUUAUCGUGUGGAGUUGCUUUGGCGUUUUGAAUUGCCACAGGCACUGGCCGGCGACACGAAGAAAGCGGUCGCUGAUCUCAGCUGGUGUCCACGCAACGGCGACAUACUCGCCGUGGCUUAUGGUGUCUACAACUUUCGGGAUGACAAUGCAAAUGCCGAUGGCUGUGUUUGUAUUUGGUCCAUUAAAAAUCCCGUCAAUCCGGAGAGAUACUACAAAUAUCAAUUACCCGUUAUGACGGUAGAGUUCUCGCUGCAUAAUCCACAAUUAUUGGCCAUCGGCUUAUCGGAUGGCACCAUCGAGGUGCUGGAUAUAACGAAACUCGAAUCCGCCGCCAUUGCAGUGACCGAUCGACGCACCUUGCACAACUGUGAACCGAUUGUCGCCAUAAAAUGGAUCUCACGUAACGAAUUGGUAGGCGCCCGGUACACCAUUGAACCGUUUUUGGCGCUGUCACGUGACGGCUCUGUAACCAAGUACAGCAUUAUUAAUAGUCCACAAUUGCUGGCGAAUAAGCUGCUUUUGUUGAACCGCAUUGAAGCGCAGCCAGAAGGUAUACGAGUGGAGCGUAGCUUUGAGCUGCUGCAGGCCAAUCGUCAUCCGCAGGGCUUAAAUCUCUGCUUGAGUCCCACACAGAAUGAUUUGUAUUAUGUGCUCACAGAGGAGGGUUGCCUAUACAAGUGCUCAACUCAUUAUCCGCAACAGUAUUUAACGGUACUGCAAGUGCAGGAGGCGGGUGCGAACGCAAUGGAUUUUUCACCAUGGUCGCCGAAACUCUUUUUGACCUGCGGUAAUGAUUGGUCCAUAAAUAUUUGGCUAGAUGGCAUUUUCGAGCCAAUAAUCUCACUAAAGCAUCAUGAGGGUCCCAUACACUGCGCCUACUGGAGUCGCACGCAUUCCACAAUAAUUAUUUCAUUGUGUCGCAACUCCGUGGAUAUUUGGGAUAUCAAACAAAGCGUGCUCAAGCCGAUGUCAUCGACUAGCAUAAAUGGCGCCAAUUAUACGAGCUGCAGAUUGUCACUUUGCGGUCGCUCGUUAGCAGUCGGCAAUGAAACUGGUAAUGUUCUAAUGCUUGCCUUCGAAGACAUGCCUUUUCCCGCCUACUAUCAAUGUGAUCAAUUGGAGAAAGCAAUCUACAAUCUGAUAUCCAAUGAUAAGGAGAUGACGCAUAAGGUGAAAAGCCUCGGUUUCUUUGGUUAUGCCGAGCAUGUUAGAUAUCAGCCGAAGAGACGUCGUAGACGACGGAAGAAAAUACAAAAGGAGACAAAUUUAAGUGAUGAAAAUUAAAUUUUGACACAUGACAUAUGACAAACUUAAGCCUAAAGUUGGAUUUAUAAAAAUAUGAGAUAAAAUAAUAAAAAAGUUUUUUUUUUUAUUAGUAUUUUGAGGUGCUACUUUUUUAUAACCCAAAAGUCGAAAAAGUCUUUUCGUAUUUCUAAUCAAACUUAUUUUUUUUUUAAUUAUUAUAAACUUUAAUGAACCAAAUAUGUACCAUUUUAGUGGACCACUUUUUGUAAUUUUUCCGCUGGAGACAUUAUUCCAUCAAUGUAAAACUUUUCUGGUUUCUUGGCGAAAAACUUGUACAAGUAAUUUUCACAGGCUUCUCUUGAAGCCAACUUUACUCCAUUAAGGGAGUUCUGCAUUCACCGAAACAAAUAGUAAGCCGAUGGUGCCAGGUAGGGCUACAUGGUAGAUGCUUCAAAACUCCCAGACAAGCUCUCCCAGUUUAUGCCCAGGUCAUCAAAGAUUUGUAAGGUCAAGCGUUGUUCCUUUCUUUUGAUCAGUACUGACUAUUUUUUUCGAUUACUUGCUUCAAUCUCUUCUGUUAUUGACAGUAAAAUGUAUAAUCAGUCAUUCGAUCAGGCUGGAGUAGCUCAUAGUGAAUGAUUCCUAACCAAUCCCACCAAACACCCAACAUAACCUUUCGACGCGUCAAUCCUGGCUUUGCGACCAUUUGUUGAGCUUGAUCACGCUUAGACCAUGAUCUUUUUCGCACAUUAUUGUCGUAUUUGAUCCACUUUUCAUCUCCUGUUACCAAUCGCUUCAGAAAUGGUUCGAUUUCAUUUCGUUUCAGCGAAGAAUCGCAGAUGUUAAUUCGGUUCAAUUAAUUUUUCACAGACAAUUCAUGUGGUACCCAGACUUCCAGCUGCUUUUUGUAGCCAGCCAUUUUUAAAUGGUUCAAAACCAUUUGAUAAGGAAUGUUAAGUUGGUUAGUGAUGCCAUAACUGCUUAUGUGACGGUCCUGGUCAAUCUUUUCCAUAAUUUCAUCGACUUUUUCAACGAUAGGUCGGCCAGAGCUUCCAGAAAGGAAGCAAGCGAACCAUUGUCAAGCUAGACGAACUAAUACAGCAUCGCUUCCGUAAACUUCAUAAAUUUCAUUCUUCCCUUUUUAUAAAAAAAAUUUCAAAAUAUGUACAUAAAGCGAAUUUCUUCAUUAUUUUCACUCAUUUUUGAACAGCUGGAACUUUUUUUCAACUUUCCCAAAUUGUUUUUUUUUUAGGUUAAUAAAGCUUAAAAUCUCACCUUUCCAACACUGUAUGGUAUGACGCAAUGUGAUUGGUAGCACUGGAAAUAUAUACUGCAACGACAUCUUUUGACAAAAUACGAAAAGACUUUUUCGACUACCCAGUAUAUGGUGAAAAAUGGGAGAAAACCGGUAGAAUAUAUAUAGCAUGUAUACUAACGGCUCAUUCAAGUAGAGACACUUUUUUAAUAACAUUUGACAGAUAGCGUGUGAGUCGUGUCGAGCCGUCCACUAUUAUCCAGUACAUUCACGAAUUUUAUAAGAGCCAGUAGGAUAUAUCGGAGACCCUAUAAAUACGUAUAAAAAUGAUCAACGUUACGAACUGAGCCGCUUUAGCCAUGCCCGAACAACUGUCCGUCCGUCCGUCCUUAAGUAAAGGGUGAUUUUUUAAGAGCUUGAUAACUUUUUUAAAAAAAAAAACGCAUAAAAUUUGCAAAAUCUCAUCGGUUCUUUAUUUGAAACGUUAGAUUGGUUCAUGACAUUUACUUUUUGAAGAUAAUUUCAUUUAAAUGUUGACCGCGGCUGCGUCUUAGGUGGUCCAUUCGGAAAGUCCAAUUUUGGGCAACUUUUUCGAGCAUUUCGGCCGGAAU
Molecule: messenger RNA, 3861 nt
Organism: Bactrocera dorsalis (oriental fruit fly)
Lineage: Eukaryota; Metazoa; Arthropoda; Insecta; Diptera; Tephritidae
Product: dynein axonemal intermediate chain 4
Exons: 4
Coding region: 70-2034 (654 amino acids)
Biological process (GO): cilium movement
Cellular component (GO): axonemal dynein complex
Molecular function (GO): dynein heavy chain binding; dynein light chain binding
Source: RefSeq, a predicted model, not a curated record